AUGAGGAACACCCCCUUGGGUCUGCUCCUCCUCGUCUGUGUCGCCGUGUUGCACGCAGAUGCAUCGCAAGAGGCUCGGCUCAGAAGGUUCAUCCGGUCUAGACGGAGCAGUAGCAAUGCCAACAACAUAGAUGAACCAAGGGUAGGAAUCACUACCACUACCCGUAGCCCUACAGAGUACUAUGUCCAUGACCUGGCCAAUUUGAAGGCCGCCGAUAAGAUCCAUGUGCUGCCGGGGCAGCCUAGCGGCACCAUCGGCUUAAAUCAGUACGGCGGGUACGUGACCGUCCACGAGAAGAACGGCCGAGCGCUCUUCUACUACUUCGUCGAGGCAGCCAGCGACGCGGCCGCGAAGCCACUCCUCCUGUGGCUUAACGGAGGUCCUGGCUGCUCAUCGCUUGGCUACGGAGCGAUGAUGGAGGUGGGCCCGUUCCGCGUGAACAAGGACAAUAGAACUCUCAGCGAAAACCUGCAUACCUGGACCAAAGUGGCCAACGUGCUCUUCCUGGAAUCGCCUGUCGGCGUCGGGUUUUCGUACUCCAACACGACCUCCGAAUAUGACUCGAGCGGGGACAAGAGGACGGCCAACGAUGCGUUUGUCUUCCUUCUCAACUGGCUCAAGAGGUUCCCAGAGUACAAAGGCCGCCCCUUCUACAUCUCCGGGGAGAGUUACGCCGGCCACUAUGUGCCCCAGCUCGCAGCCACCAUCCUCAUCCACAAUCUCAACAGCAGUACAAGAACUUCCAUAAACCUACGGGGUAUCCUGGUCGGCAAUCCGUACCUUGAUGCCAAUAUGAACAAUAAGGGGAAAGUUGACUAUCAGUGGAGCCACGGAUUGAUAUCAAAUGAGGUGCGGGCCAAUAUCACCGAGAACUGCCAUUUAGACAAGCCAGGUUACACAGCAUGCGUUGAAGAUAUGAUCCAUGGCCCUCAUGCUAACAUCGAUCCGUACGACGUAUAUGAACCGGUUUGCCUGGAAGGGCCAAUUGAAACACGGUACCACAGCCGCUAUAUACCGAGGUCGUAUGAUAUCUGCAGCGAUCGUUACGUAUACGUGUACCUCAAUGAUCCUCGGGUGCAAAAGGCUUUGCAUGCUAGAUCGCAAGAGUGGCAACUCUGCUCCUCACUUAAUUGGAUGGAUGCACCGGCCUCGAUGGUGCCGACGCUCAAAUGGCUAAUAGAGCACCACCUGCCCGUGUGGCUGUACAGCGGCGACUUUGACUCCGUAUGCCCGUUCAUCGCCACGAGUUACACCAUCAAGGACCUUGGCCUCGACGUCACGGAGCAAUGGCGCCCGUGGAUAGUAAAGGAUGAGACUGGAGGGUUCGUUCAGGGAUACACGGGUGGGUUGGUGUUUGCAACUGUGAGGGCAGCCGGGCACGCGGUCCCGUCGUACCAGCCCGAGGCAGCGCUCAUGCUGGUCAGCUCCUUCCUGAAUGGAACGCUUCCCCCGCGUGAUGAGGGUGCAUGA
Messenger RNA from Triticum turgidum subsp. durum (durum wheat), 1470 nucleotides. NCBI's taxonomy places the organism in Eukaryota, Viridiplantae, Streptophyta, Magnoliopsida, Poales, Poaceae. The record is from the annotation of a GenBank genome assembly.